This is a messenger RNA of Closterium sp. Naga37s-1, 810 nucleotides long. The record is from the annotation of a GenBank genome assembly. Lineage: Eukaryota; Viridiplantae; Streptophyta; Zygnematophyceae; Desmidiales; Closteriaceae.
AUGCUGUCCCUCUCAGCCGUCCCCACAGCAGCGCUCACUGCCGGCAGAGCAGCUUCCGCUGCUUCCGCCUCCACCAGCUUCGCCCGCUCCGUCGUCCCCGCGCCUCUCCCCGCUCCCCUCUCCGCCGCUUCUCGCGCGGGUCGCACCCACCUCCUCCGCUGCCGCGCUGCUGCUGUCGAGGACGGAGCCGUGAAGGAGGUGCCAGUUGAGGCUGAGGAGCUGAGCAAUGGUGCAGCUGUGGCCGCACCGACAGUGGACGAGGUGCAGUCGCUGCUGAUGGAACUUUGCGACGAGACUCACAUCGCCGAGCUUAAGGUCAAGGUCGGCGCCUUCUCGCUGCACGUCAAGCGCGACGUGGACGGCAGCAUUGGCCAUGCCGUGGCUGCAGCUGAAGCCUCCGCCGCAGCCGCCGCCGCCCCGGUGGUGUACGCCGCACCAGUGCCCGCCUUCCCCAUGGCGGAGUCCCUCCCCCCCGCCGCUGCCGCGGAGCCCGUGGCGGAGGUGGCUGCGGAGCCUGAGAAGCCCAAGGAUGAAGGCCUUGUCUAUGUGACGUCGCCGCGGGUGGGCAUCAUGCGACGUGGCAAGCUGUACAAGGGCAAGCACGGCCGGCCAAUUGUGCUCGAGGGAGCCGUGGUGAAGAAGGGGCAGGCCAUGUGCUUCCUGGAGCAGCUCGGCACCAACCUGGCGAUCGAGACGGAGCAUGCAGGCACAGUGGUUGACUUCCUGGUGGAAGAUGGAGUCCCUGUGGGCUACGGUGAGCCCCUGGCAGCCAUUCGCCCGUCUUUCCCCGGCAUCAUGAAGCUCACCUGA